Dentiscutata erythropus is the source of this 1431-nucleotide messenger RNA. Lineage: Eukaryota; Fungi; Glomeromycota; Glomeromycetes; Diversisporales; Gigasporaceae. The record is from the annotation of a GenBank genome assembly.
AUGAAGCAUAUGCAACACUUCUAUCUCAAGACAUAAGUUGGUCACUAAAUCUUUUUCCAAAAAAUAAUCAAGCAAAAACAUUUACUUAUCCCUCUUUUUUACGCCAUUUCAGAUAUGAAAGUUUAUGUUUAUGUUUAGAUUUAUGGUAUAGAAAUCAUUUAUUAAAUAUACAAGAAGAUAAAAUAGAUAAAACGAAGAAACCAUGGUUACCAUCUCUGUCUUCAUAUGCUAUUUCAGCAUUUGGCAGUUGGACUCAAAAGGAUUCAUUAAAUUAUACAUGGCUCACACCUCUUUAUAUUGAAAUUUUUAAAGUUUUUCUAAAUUGUGGUGCAAGAUUUGAAUGUCUUGAUCUUUAUUCUGAACAAGGUUAUCAACCUGUUGAUAUUAGAGUUUUAUUUGAAUUACCUGGAAUUGAAAAUUGUUUAGCGAAUCUUAAAGAACUUUCUCCUGCAGCAAUGGGAAGUUUUACUUCAAUUGAUUAUUAUUCUAAAUUAUGUCGAAAUGUCAAAUCCUUAAAAAUUGAAUCAUUAAAUAUUAAUGAAUCCACAAUAUCAGAAUUAAUUAAAACACAAGCCGCACUUGAACAUAUUUAUAUCGGAAAUUGCCCUUCUUACAGCCAUAUCAAUUAUGUGCAAACUUCAUAUGGAUAUUCCGGAUCAAACAAAGAAUUAUUUCUAGCCUUGUUAACACAAGCGAGUUCCCUUAAAUCUCUUGAAAUUAGGAAUUUAUUUGUUAAUGAAAUUCCUUCAUAUAAUUCUAAACAAAUAACUUGGGAUAAUUUAAAAUCAUUAACAAUAUAUUACGAUACUCAUCAUAAUUUAAUGAAGAUGCCAUUUGGUACAAAAUAUUUUCCAAAAUUACAAAAAUUAUAUAUAAGACAAAAUGUUUUUCCUGCUGAUCUUAUUGAAUUUAUUCAAAAUACCAAUAUUUCUUUAAAAGAAAUUCAUUUAAUAUUAAGACUUCAAUCAAGUGACAUUACGAAUGUCAUUCAAUGUAUUUCUAAUUUUUGUACAAAUCUUGUUCAUUUUGAAUCCACUGUUGAUUUUAAUGCUAUUCCUGCUUUAUUCUCUUUACUUCAAUCUUGUAAAAACCUUAAUCAUCUUUCAAUUUCAAAUCCUUUUAUUCCUUAUACUGAAGAUGAUUAUAGGAUGCUCUCUGCGUUUUUACCUUCUCAUUUACUUAGCUUUACUUUAAUUACUAACUAUAAAGAUAUUACUGAUGAAUCUUUUGGCAUUUUUCUUCAACAUUUAUGUGUAAAAUUGGAUUAUUUGGAUUUAAGUCAAUCUAAAAGAAUGAGCUGUCAAGUUCUUGAUGUAUUGUUGGAUAGUGCUAAAAUGAACAAAUAUAGAUUUCCAAAAAAGAUUUUUAUUAGCACUAAUCCUAUUGAUUAUUCGGAGAAAAAAGAAAAACUUUGUAAAUUAGAAGCCUUGG